Xenopus laevis (African clawed frog) is the source of this 1629-nucleotide messenger RNA. It is a transcript of the gene samtor.L, whose product is annotated as base methyltransferase of 25S rRNA 2 homolog L homeolog. Lineage: Eukaryota; Metazoa; Chordata; Amphibia; Anura; Pipidae. Gene Ontology annotation, molecular function: methyltransferase activity. The record is from RefSeq and is a predicted model, not a curated record. Gene Ontology annotation, biological process: negative regulation of TORC1 signaling. The coding region runs from base 240 to 1442 and encodes 400 amino acids. The transcript is spliced from 5 exons.
AAGGGUAGAUGCCUGCUUGUCCCUGCAAACAGCUCCUCCAGCCUGCUGCGGUCUCUUUAAGAAAAAGACGACCGUACGCGGAUAUCUUGUUUCCAUUGGUUAAAAGUGUCAUUUUUAACUUUCCCCUUAACCAACAGCGUCGUGGCUCUCGCGAUGACGCGCCUGUUGCUAACGCUGGGCAGUGGGUUGAAGGAGUCCUGGAUGGCUUAGCUUUCCUUCUUGUAAGCCGGGGCUGAAUCAUGGAGGCCGUACUGCCUUCAAGGUGCAACCGGGAGGACGUUCCCGGAAAAGCGAGAGCGGAGAGGUUCGUGUCCGGCUUUCCUUCUGUGUGCGAACAAAAGACGGAGCAAGAGAAGCUGUCUGGCGUGGUGAAGAGAGUGCACCUGGAUCUGCGCAAGAAAUAUCGGAAAGCUGGAGACUUUGAGAAAAUCUGGCUGGAGCACUGUAAAGAUGAUGGAAGGUUGUGUGAAUAUGCUGUUGCAAUGAAAGCCUUGGCAGAUAAUCACUGGGCAAAGAAAUGUGAAGGGGAAGGCCGCAUUGAAUGGUGCCUCGGUGUUUGUCAAGAAUAUUUUUUCAACGGGGGAAAGAAGAAAGCAUUAGAAAAAGAUGCAAAAAGAGAUGCUUUAAAUAAGCUGCAGUCUUCAAGCCAUGCAGAAGCUGGAGUUUCUGAUUUCGGUGUUCCAAGUAUUAAACCCCUGAAUGAUGAAUAUAUGACUGGCAAGAUAAGAUUGCUUGAUGUUGGCAGCUGCUAUAAUCCCUUUUUGAAAUAUGAAGAUUUUUUGGCUGUUGGCAUUGAUAUUGUUCCUGCUGUUGAGACUGUUUUCAAGUGUGACUUCUUGAACCUGCAGAUUCAGAGGCCACUUCAGCUUGCACCAGAUGCAAUUGAUGCCUUUCUGAAACAACUAUCAAGUCCCAUUGAUUACUUACCCACUGAACUUUUCCAUGUUAUAGUCUUUUCAUUACUUCUUUCUUACUUUCCUUCACCUUACCAGCGCUGGAUUUGCUGUAAAAAGGCCCAUGAACUUCUUACUUUGAAUGGUUUGCUGCUCAUUAUAACACCAGAUUCUUCACAUCAAAAUCGACACGCUGUGAUGAUGAAGAGCUGGAAAAUUGCUAUUGAGUCUCUUGGCUUUAGACGCAUGACCUACUCCAAAUUUUCACACAUGCAUCUCAUGGCAUUUAGAAAAACUUCGCUAAAAACUACAAGUGAUUUGCUUACUAGGAAUUAUCCAGAUAUGCUUUACAUCCCUCAGGAUUUUAAUUAUGACGGAGAAGAGGAUCAUUUCAGCCCUUGCUGCGCCCGAUCAGAACUUGAAGAUGAACAACUUGCAUGUGGUUUUACAGAACUACCAGACACUCCAUACGACUCCGACUCUGGAGAGAGUCACAACAGCACAAUGCCUUUCUAUGAGUUUGAAGAUCCUAUACUUCUGCUAACAUAGGAUAACUCUCAAAGCCUUUGUGACUUGGAUGCCAAAAAGCCUCUAUCCUGGGGCAGAAAUCAAUCUAGAUAUUUUAAAGGGUUUAGAAGUCCUAAUUAUACCUUAACUGCACGUACACUGUAAUAAUAGUUAAAAGUUCCUGUUUGAGGUUUCAUGUUGCAAUAAAUAGGUUUGACCAGUUUUGUGA